This is a messenger RNA of Prorocentrum cordatum, 480 nucleotides long. The record is from the annotation of a GenBank genome assembly. Lineage: Eukaryota; Dinophyceae; Prorocentrales; Prorocentraceae.
AUGACCCAGACGGCCCUGGAGCUGGACCACGAGGAGAACCUCCGGUACAGUGCCCGCCGGGCCAUCCACGCGGGGAUCUUCGGGCCCACGGCGGGGCCAAUGAAGGUUACCGACUAUCCUCCCGAGGGCCACGAGGGCAUCAAGGGCGGCAAGCUGCGCCCGCCCGCGGACACCCGGGACAGCGGCGGGGACCUGAGCGAGCUGAUCGAGGCCGAGGAGUCGGCGAUGCUGCGCGGCAAGUCCUUGAAGGAGCUGGCGAUCAGCCGCGGCAACACCCGGUUCCACGAGGUCCACGAGGACGAGGAGGACGAGGCGGGCGCUGGCGGCGCCGUCGGCGCGGGCAGCGGCGACGGGGACGCCGCCCUCGCGGCGGAGGCCGGGAGCCCAGAGGCCCAGCCCGCGAGCGGCGCCGAGAAGGCCGCCGCGCGGACGCCGGCGAAGACGCCGUCGGCGGCUGCACCGGCCGCGGGCGCCGAGAAG